Messenger RNA from Carassius auratus (goldfish), 2481 nucleotides. Its product is annotated as minor histocompatibility antigen H13-like. NCBI's taxonomy places the organism in Eukaryota, Metazoa, Chordata, Actinopteri, Cypriniformes, Cyprinidae. Gene Ontology annotation, molecular function: aspartic endopeptidase activity, intramembrane cleaving. Gene Ontology annotation, biological process: membrane protein proteolysis. The transcript has 13 exons. Gene Ontology annotation, cellular component: lumenal side of endoplasmic reticulum membrane; membrane; cytoplasmic side of endoplasmic reticulum membrane. The record is from RefSeq and is a predicted model, not a curated record. Bases 153 to 1346 code for a protein of 397 amino acids.
UAAAACGUCAAAGAAGAAGAAGAAGACAUCACCGGGGAGAGUUAGGAAACGUGGCCUUAAGAGAGAUCUGAGCUCAUCUCAAUGAGAAGCACGCUCAGUUGACACUCUCAGUAUCUAUAUUUAAGGGUCACAGUAAUUAAACGCGCGAAAACAUGGCUGAUGUGGAGCAAAACGCAGCUGUGCCAGACGGAUCCAGUAACGGCUCGGAUGCCGUUAACGGGACCGCUGGCCGGUUCGUGUCCAGUGCCGAGGGCACAGCUCUGGCGUACGGGAGCCUGCUGCUCAUGGCCCUGCUGCCCAUCUUCUUCGGAGCACUCAAGUCCGUGGGCUGCUCCAAGAGCAAGAGUGCUUCAGAUAUGCCUGAGACCAUCACAAGCAGAGAUGCUGCUCGAUUCCCCAUCAUUGCCAGCUGCACUCUCUUUGGCCUAUAUCUCUUUUUCAAGAUUUUCUCGCAGGAAUACAUUAACUUGCUGCUAUCCAUGUAUUUCUUCGUGCUUGGAAUAUUAGCGCUGUCUCACACAAUGAGUCCGUUUAUGUGCAGAGUUUUCCCUGCUAACUGGCCAAAUAAGCAGUACCAGCUGCUGUUCACCCAGGGCUCAGGAGAAAGCAAAGAGGAGAUUGUCAACUAUGAGUUUGACACCAAGGAUCUGAUAUGCCUGGGAAUCAGCAGUGUGGUAGGGGUCUGGUAUGUCCUGAAAAAGCACUGGAUAGCCAAUAACCUGUUUGGUCUGGCUUUUGCCCUGAAUGGAGUUGAGCUGCUACACCUCAAUAACGUCAGCACUGGAUGCAUCCUGCUGGGAGGUCUGUUUGUUUACGAUGUGUUCUGGGUUUUUGGCACCAAUGUUAUGGUGACCGUUGCAAAGUCCUUCGAAGCCCCAAUUAAGUUGGUUUUCCCACAAGAUUUGCUGGAAAAAGGUUUGGGUGCCAGUAACUUUGCCAUGUUGGGACUGGGGGACAUUGUCAUUCCAGGAAUCUUCAUUGCCCUGCUCCUGCGCUUUGAUGUCAGUUUGAAGAAGAACACACGAACUUACUUCUACACCAGUUUCCUGGCUUACAUCUUUGGCCUGGGUCUUACCAUAUUCGUAAUGCACACCUUUAAACAUGCUCAGCCUGCUCUGCUGUACCUGGUCCCUGCUUGUGUUGGAUUUCCGGUGCUGCUGGCCCUAUUUAAAGGAGAACUGACAGAGAUGUUCAGCUAUGAAUCGUCAGAUGAAGUUUUGCCCCACACUCCGCGGCUCACUCAUUUCCCCACUGUGUCGGGCUCUCCAGCUAGUCUGGCUAACUCCAUGCAGAGUUUUGGCCUGUCGACCCCCAGCCGUCGCCGGCACACACCCUCCGACAUGUAACAACUGAAUUCUUUUCCAUUACUAUGCAGAUAUGAAGAGUCUUCACCAGAGGAGGCGUCAUUGAAAGUGGAAAUAACAGAAUCUGAUAAAGACAAAUAAAAAUGCUGAGACUUAAUUCAUGUCCUAUGUUUGUUUUUUAUAGUGAUGUGAUCAUGCAGCAAACUGUCAUGCUGCUCAUGGCAGGCAUAUGUUCUCUAAUUUAGAACUUUUAAUGUACAACAGCUUUCUCAGUGCCUGUGAAAUCUUAAUUUCAUUGCCUUCAAAAUUCAUAUUUAAACAUUUGGCUAUUUGCUUUCAAAGAUUUUUUGUUGUUGUUAUAAUACAGUAUUUAAACUGGGUAGAAGUUGGGCUGUCUGAAUGUGUCAGAUUGCUAUAAAAAAUGAUUUAAAAAAUUGGAUGUCACGAUUACCUUUUCGGGUAUCUAUAAACACAAGUAAUUGUCCAUAAUUUAUUACAUGAAAGGAUGAAACAUUCAUAUUUUUAUUUUAUGCAAGUGUAAACAAAACGGUGGGAACCAAUAUCUCCCUAGCAAGUGAUGGUAUGGAUGUAGUUGAAGGGUUCUAGUUUAGUUUUAGUUCCAUGCUUUGCUUGGUAACCAUCAUUUUACGGUCUCUAGUGUAAUCUUUCUUUUCUCCGUGUAAAAGUUUAAGCUUAUGUGAGGAUCAUUUCUUCCUCUGUUUAACUUUUGUAUUUGCAUUAAACUGUGGUGUUCACCACUGGAGUAAAGUAUGUUACCAGUGUAGUUUGUGCUUCUCUAUAUUUUUCACCCUGUCAAAUGAGUAAUGAUAAUAACUUCGCAUAUUUAUGCUGUGUAUCAUGUAUUUUAUAUAUAUAUAUAUAUAUAUAUAAUUUUGGUCUGUGCAAACAUUGAAUUUAAAACUUUGUGGUCAAAAUUUCUUGUUAACAAUAAUUGUACUUUACAAUUACAAAUAUUACCAUGACUAAAGAGCAUACUCUUACUGGUAGAUUGAUCAUUACAGAAACAUUAUGUUGGUAAGAUCCAAUGUUAGUUUAGGGCAGCUGUGUGUGUGUAGCAAUUCAUAAUACUCAAAAUGACUUUAUAUUGCAAUUAUACAUACCUCCACGUCAGCUUUGUGGUUUCAUCGAUGAUAUAUAAUAAAUUUUUUGUAAUGCU